GUUGUGUAUUUAACUUUCGGGUUAAAAUUAAUUUGUUCCAAAUAUAUAAUUUCUAGAAUUGAAAAUUUAUUUAUUAAGUUACCGUUAUAAAGCCAGAAUCACUUGGCCCCUUAAAAGUUCGCGGGAGCGAUAUUUUGUAGAAUUUUAUUUUGCGGGUUGUUAUUUUACUUUAUUUUGUUUUGUUACCUUUCUUUAAUGUUGUUUUGAGGGGUGCUACUCCUGUUAGCUUAUUGCGUCUAGUGCGUGGACUAAGAAUCUGUGCUAACCAAGUAGCCACCACUUAAUCCUGCCACUCCCAGUUUGAUACAUGCCAAUGUUUUCUUAUUGGUGAAUUUAAUUCAAAAAUAGUAGUCAAAGAUUAAAGUUUGUUUUGUAGUUGUAGCUAUCAUUUAUGAAUUGAUAUUUUGGACUCCUACCGUGAAAAUAUAACAAUGUCUUAGUUGGAAAUGACAUGAAUAACAUCAUCUUGGGCAUGUGGUAGGAUUCAUAUGUGAAAGGCUUCUUUUAUUUCCUUUAAGAAUGGGCACCCGAGUUUUCGUUGGUGGCUUAACUUACCGAGUUCGAGAACGCGACCUUGAGAGGUUCUUCCGGAAAUAUGGUAGAAUCAAGGAGGUCGCAAUGAAGAAUGGAUUUGCCUUUGUGGAAUUCGAUGAUUAUAGAGAUGCAGAUGAUGCAGUGUACGAGUUGAAUGGAAAAGAACUGUUAGGAGAAAGGGUUAUAGUGGAACAUGCUCGUGGUACCGCUCGUCGUGACCGUGGAUAUGGCGGUGGCGGCUAUGGACGUCGACGUUCGUCGUGGAUGGACAAAGUCUCUGUAGAGAAAGCUCGCGGAACACCGCGUGGCAGUGACAUGUGGAGAGGUUGCAGUCGAAGUCGUGGGUCGCCCCCACGCAGGCGGAGUCGCGGUCGGGACAAUGUGCCUUGCAAGUUAACAACAAAGUUUGGCCCACCUGACCGCUUUAUUUGUUUCAGGGAUAUGGAUGUCCGUAUUCAUGACAGAUACGGACCACCGACAAGAACAGAAUAUCGACUCAUUGUAGAGAAUCUGUCAAGCCGUGUUAGCUGGCAGGAUCUCAAGGAUUACAUGCGACAAGCUGGAGAAGUAACAUAUGCUGAUGCACACAAACAACGGAGGAAUGAAGGGGUGGUAGAAUUUGCAACUCAAUCAGACAUGAGGAAUGCUAUCGACAAGUUGGAUGAUACAGACUUAAAUGGAAGAAGAAUAAGACUUAUUGAAGAUACUCGUAGAGGACGUCAUCGAUCUCGGUCAUCCAGUUCCCGUUCCAGAUCAAGGUCACGAAGUCGUAGUCGUCGAAGCAGUAGAUCUCGCAGCCGUCGAUCAAGUCGAUCGAAGUCUAGAGGCCGAUCAAAGUCGGUAUCAAGGUCAAAAUCACGAUCACGCUCAAAAUCUAAAUCCCGUGAGAGAUCAAAGUCCAAAUCACGAUCUCGUUCACGGUCCAGAUCAAGAUCUCAGCCAAAGAACAGAUCUCAGUCUCGGUCUCAGUCGAAGUCAAAAGUGAAGGAUGAUUCAAAGGAUAGGUCACGAUCCAGAUCACCCAGCAAGGAGCCCAGUAAAUCCAAAUCGAGGAGCCGAUCUAAGUCGCCAGAAAAUAAGGAUGAGCAAAUGUCUCCAAAGAAGGAUGAUGAUUGAAGAAAAUGUGUGAAUUUGGAAUUGCCAUCCACUGUGUGUAGUUCAAAAGUGUGUCUGAAGACUACUAAAUCUUCCUAAAUUGAUCUUGGUGAAUGAGGACUUAGUUGGUAUAAUGAAAUGUUUUGCCACUUGGACUGCAAGAAUUUCAUAGGCUGGAUGCUGAAGACAGGAGCUGGCCUAACUUGCCUGGCAAUCCUCGGUCACCGCAAUACUUGUGAAUAUUUUGUGCAACAUAGUUCUGUAUUUCUAGUUUUUGUUCCUGUUUUGUUAUAUUACUUUCAAUUGCAUUUGAAUUAGAUUUACUGUUUUCAAUGGAGCAUGGCUGGUUGACUGGGUCCAUUAACAAGAAUGAGUGGUUUUGGGAAUUCAUUUGAAAUUCCAAGGUAUUUAAAGUUGUACAGAUGUAGAAGUAGAUCUUUAAUUGCUGAUUUGUAUUUUGUUUUCAUAAUUUUGUCACCACUGGUGACUUACCUGCAGAAUAUGCAUGUCAAUUUUUUUAGUACCUGGAAUAAAUUUUACCAAAAGAAUUUCCAGCAUUUCUGUUUCAUUAUUAUCUAAAACUUUUAUCCAGUGUAUUUCCCCCUUCAAAUAGUGCAAGAGCACAAAAACUAUGGGGUUUCUAAAAAAAAUUAAUGGAGGUCGAUGAGGAUGCGGUUGUAGUGAAUUUUGAAGAUGGGCACUCAACAUACAUCAUGUACUACUUUCCAAAAAAAAACCUACCAGUGUGUGGGUAUCUCAUCCGUUCAGAGGAUGGCCAAUAGGAAUUAUAGUGUGUGUGUACCUUAGAGCCCCUGCACUUAACAUUGUGCAGCAUGUGUCAAUGCAAUUCUAGAAUAACACCUUAUGUGAAAUGGCAUACAAAAUGCUUUGGCUACACACAUUACUUAUGGUUUGAACAUGUCACACAAGUGUUAAGGAUCCUAAUUCUUGAGGGUA
Messenger RNA from Gryllus bimaculatus (two-spotted cricket), 2586 nucleotides. The record is from the annotation of a GenBank genome assembly. NCBI's taxonomy places the organism in Eukaryota, Metazoa, Arthropoda, Insecta, Orthoptera, Gryllidae.